Messenger RNA from Athalia rosae (coleseed sawfly), 1749 nucleotides. RefSeq lists its product as uncharacterized. The record is from RefSeq and is a predicted model, not a curated record. Lineage: Eukaryota; Metazoa; Arthropoda; Insecta; Hymenoptera; Athaliidae. Bases 154 to 1236 code for a protein of 360 amino acids. The transcript is spliced from 2 exons.
UUUUUUGUGUGAGGGCACCCCUGACUGCGCCUCUGGUGCUAUCCGGUGGCGCCCUCUAUCCUCAUAUCGUUUUGUUGUGCGACACGAACAACGAGUAAGAGUACGAAGAAUCCGAAUUAUACACAAAUUAGCAAGAAUUCCGAAGACGCAAAUAUGUCGAAAGAAAAGAAAAGAAAGAGGUCGAGGUCGAGAUCUAACGAAAGGAAGAGGACUGAGGAGACGAGGUUCCAAAAUAUGCAAACGCAAUUGGAUAACCUCACUAGCCUUGUGGUCGAGCUGACGCAGAGCAUGGCAGCGCGUGAACCCACGCCGCCAAAAGAAAAGAAUGACCAAGAUUCCCUCCCAGGAAAACAGAAUGAGGGGGAGAAUGAAAAUAUGACGGGAAGUACCACCGAAACUCCCGAAGAGCAAAACCCCUCGCCUGAAACCAACAAGGUAUCAGAGGAAGGGGAGAUCGUGGAGCUCGAGACUUGCGAACGAGCUGCAAGGAAAGAAAACUUUCUGGACUUGCUGGGCGAAGACCCAACAGCCUCAAAAGAAAUCAAGAUUGCGUUCGACGUAGACUUACAGACAAGGUGGAAAAAAUGGAUGGAAGAUGGGUGUCCAGAGGAAACCAAGAAAAAGACCCUUGAAAAAUAUCCGAGGAAAGCAGAACUGUACACGGAAGCCCCAAUGAUAAAUCCAGAAAUCGUUACCACGAUGACGGAUAUAGGGAAAAAACGUGACCAACAUUUCGAGUACACGCAAAACUGUGUAGGCUCGGGUAUAUCUGCCAUUGGGGGAGCGAUCUCCAUGAUUCUUAACCCACCGGAGGACGGGGUUGACGAGCAAUUGCUCCUCGAGUACCUCUGUGAUGCAGGAAAGCUAUUCACGGACGUGCAUCACCAGCAAACGGUGGCGAGAAAGUCGUUUAUCACGCCAAUGCUAAACAAGUCAAUGAAACCGAUAAUCGACGCAGCAAAAUCGGAUGUAUGGCUGUAUGGCGAAAAAUUCGCUGAGAGGUUGAAGGAGGCAAAAACCGUUGAAAAAGCGUGCGCCGAUCUCAAAUCGGCGGAAAAACCAUCCGAAAAGAAUAAAACACGGACCCAGGGAAACUGGAAACACCCACCUGCAAACUAUCGUCAGGUGGGAGGAACUCAAAAACGACAAUCAAUGAAGUUCAAGCAGAAGCCGUACACGGGAAGACCGCAGCCCCGACCGUCGUCACGAACAUCGUCACAAACGAGGAGGAAAUAAGCUCGGUAAGGGUCAAAGCGGGUCGUCUAAAAUUCUUCACCAAAAAAUGGGAAGAAAUCACGACAGAUAAAUUUACCCUGCAAUGCGUUACAGGAUACAGAAUCCCCUUUACGUUUCACCCGGCUCAAACAAUUCCUCCCAAAGAACCGCCUAGAUCAGCAUAUGAGGAGAAGCUCCUAAAAAGUAGCAUAUAUGAGUUACUCUCUAUUGAGGCAAUCGAAGAGUGCGAAAGUUGCGAAGAGCAGUUUCUUUCGUCGUAUUUCCUCGUGCCCAAGCCGGAUGGGUCAAACAGAUUCAUAAUUAACCUGAAAAAACUAAAUAAGUUUAUAGAAGCGCCCCAUUUCAAAACGGAGGACAUCCGAACUGCACAAAACUUACUAUCGAAGCAUGAUUUUAUGGGAAAAAUAGAUUUGAAGGACGCGUACUAUCUAGUACCUCUUUAUAAACCGCAUAGAAAAUUCCUAAGAUUUUCGUUCCAAGGAAAAUUGUUUCAAUUUAAAUGUCUCCCAUUCG